Molecule: messenger RNA, 834 nt
Organism: Aspergillus tanneri
Lineage: Eukaryota; Fungi; Ascomycota; Eurotiomycetes; Eurotiales; Aspergillaceae
Product: glycoside hydrolase family 88/105 protein
Exons: 2
Coding region: 1-834 (277 amino acids)
Biological process (GO): carbohydrate metabolic process
Source: RefSeq, a predicted model, not a curated record
AUGACCACCAAACCCUCCUCUCCUCAAGUUCGUGAAGCCAUAGACUUGCUCAUCAUCAAUAUGGUCAACAUUAAAGAUCCUACUGGUCAGUUUCUACUGCACCUACAAGAUGGUCGAGUUAUCGAUACGAAAUCCUGGCACGGCUGGGAAUGGACACAUGGGAUCGGCCUCUACGGGAUCUGGAAAUACUACGAAAUGACAGGCAAUCCCGACCUCCUACGCAUCAUAGAAGAAUGGUUUGCCGCCCGUUUUGCGGAGGGUGGCACCACCAAAAACAUCAACACAAUGGCCGUGUUUUUGACCCUUGCAUAUGUUUACGAGAAGACCGGCAAUGUCGCAUAUCUUCCCUGGCUAGACACCUGGGCGGAAUGGGCCAUGUAUGACCUGCCGCGCACUCGAUACGGAGGCAUGCAACAUGCCACUUACCUGACAGAGAACCACCAACAGCUCUGGGAUGAUACUUUGAUGAUGACUGUCUUACCGCUAGCCAAGAUCGGCAAGCUGCUCACAGCGUACAUUGAAGAAGCAAAGCGUCAAUUCCUCGUGCACAUCAAGUAUCUCUUCGAUACCCGCACUGGCUUAUUCUACCACGGAUGGACUUUCGAAGGAUGCGGCCACAACUUCGCCCAGGUCCACUGGGCGCACCUGCAGCCCAACGACCCUAUCCGCAUGCAUCUUAUCGACACCCUCGAAGCACAGUGUGAAGGCCUUAAAUCCCUUCAGAACUCGUCCGGCUCCUGGCAUACCCUCCUUGACCAUCCAGACUCCUAUACCGAGGCCUCAGCAACGGCAGGGUUUGCAUACGGGAUCCUAAAAAGGGUUCGGAAGCGGUAA